Molecule: messenger RNA, 963 nt
Organism: Penicillium odoratum
Lineage: Eukaryota; Fungi; Ascomycota; Eurotiomycetes; Eurotiales; Aspergillaceae
Product: ketopantoate reductase family protein
Exons: 5
Coding region: 1-963 (320 amino acids)
Biological process (GO): pantothenate biosynthetic process
Cellular component (GO): cytoplasm
Molecular function (GO): 2-dehydropantoate 2-reductase activity
Source: RefSeq, a predicted model, not a curated record
AUGUCCGAACAAAUUGAUGUCCUUCUGUAUGGCCUAGGAGCCAUCGGCUCCUUCUACGCAUUCAUUCUUAGCCGUUCCGACCAUGUGCGAUUGACAGUUGUUGCACGAUCAAAUUAUGACGCGGUUUCCGCUAAUGGAAUCACGAUCAACAGUGAGAACCACGGCAAGCACACGUUCCGCCCAUACCGAGUUGUGAGAACACCCGCGGAGGCAUCACCAGUGGACUAUAUCGUAUGCGCCCACAAGGCUAUCGAUCAAGAGGACGUGGCAGCGCAAUUGAAGCCAGCUGUUGAAGAUGGUCGUACUACUUUCGUGAUUAUUCAGAAUGGCGUGGGAAACGAAGUACCCUUCAGAAACCAGUUCCCUAGAUGCUUUAUUUUGACCUGUGUUACCUGGGUGGGUGCCACGCAGAUCAGCCCUGGCAUUGUCAACCACACCAAGUCCGAGGAUAUGCAGAUUGGCCUAUAUCCAAAUGACCGGCUCGACGCUGCGAUCGAGAGCCAGCGACUGGGGACUUUCGUCAACCUACUCCAGCACGGAAAGACUCGAUUCAAGGUCCUCGAAGAUAUGCAGCAACAGCGAUGGGAAAAGGUUGUUUGGAAUGUCGCAUGGAAUUCUAUCACCGCGCUUACGCUGGUGGAUACUCAAACCUGGCUACAUUCAUCUACAGAUGCAGAGCCAUUUACUCGGCGGUUGAUGCGGGAAGUGAUCAGUGUGGGUCGUGGCUGUGGUGUGAACCUGGAUGACGGCUUGGUGGACAAGCUUAUGGAUAAGAUCAACGCUAUGCCGGGUAUUGGCAGUAGCAUGCAGACUGACUGUAAGAAUGGGCGACCUAUGGAGAUUGAUGUGAUUCUUGGAUUUCCUGUGCGAAAAUCCAAAGAGCUAGGCAUCCCAACUCCCUAUAUGGAGACUCUGUAUUUGCUUUUAUGCGCAGUGGAUGGUCGAAUCCGAGCAGCCCUGUGA